Molecule: messenger RNA, 1845 nt
Organism: Myripristis murdjan (pinecone soldierfish)
Lineage: Eukaryota; Metazoa; Chordata; Actinopteri; Holocentriformes; Holocentridae
Product: sodium-dependent neutral amino acid transporter B(0)AT3-like
Exons: 12
Coding region: 1-1845 (614 amino acids)
Biological process (GO): nitrogen compound transport; sodium ion transmembrane transport; amino acid transport
Cellular component (GO): plasma membrane
Source: RefSeq, a predicted model, not a curated record
AUGGUGAAAACAGGAGAAUCCACUGACGUGGAGGAGAGACCCAAGUGGGACAACAAGAUUCAGUACUUGUUAACCUGCAUCGGCUUUGCAGUAGGAUUGGGAAACGUGUGGCGCUUUCCUUACUUAUGUCAAAUCUAUGGAGGGGGUGCAUUCCUCAUCCCCUACCUGAUAGCACUGGUAUUUGAGGGUCUCCCCCUGCUCUACAUGGAGCUGGCUAUAGGACAGAGGCUCCGCAAGGGCAGUGUCGGUGUCUGGAACUCCAUCUCACCAUAUCUGGGUGGAGUCGGUAUUAGCUGCAUGUUGGUGUCAUUCCUGGUGGGUGUUUUCUACAACACCAUCCUGGCCUGGGUGCUUUGGUAUUUCUUUCAUUCCUUCCAAGAACCCCUGCCUUGGAGCCAGUGUCCACUCAACGUAAAUCACACAGGCUAUAAUGAGGAAUGUGUGGCCAGUACACCAGUGAACUACUUCUGGUACCGCGAGACCCUGGACAUCACAGCUGACAUCGGGAUCAGCGACUCCCCGCGGUGGUGGAUGGUCAUCUGCCUGGCCACUGCCUGGAGUGUGGUCUACAUCUGUCUCAUCAGAGGCAUUGAUACCAUCGGAAAGGCUGUAUAUGUGACAUCCACUCUCCCUUACCUGGUACUGACAAUUUUCCUGAUCCGUGCCCUCACUCUGCCCGGAGCCACUGAUGGACUCAUCUACCUCUUCACCCCUGAUUGGGAGAUUCUGAAGAACCCUCAGGUGUGGCUGGAUGCUGCCACCCAGAUCUUCUUCUCCCUCUCAGUGGCUUUUGGUGGCCUCAUAGCGUUCUCAAGCUACAACCCUGAGAAAAAUGACUGUGAGAGGGAUGCUGUUGCGGUGGGGGUGAUAAACAGCGCUACAUCUCUCUACGCCUCCAUUCCCAUCUUUGCCAUCCUGGGUUUUAAAGCUAGAUCCAACUACAACACCUGUCUAAAUCACAACGUCUUAGUUCUGACCAACCAUUUUGAGAUUUCUGACCAGAAUAUAACAGUAGAGAACUAUGACCACUGGUUGGGAUACCUGAAUGCAUCUUUUCCUGAUGAAGUCUCUAGUCUCAAGAACAUAAGGACCUGCAAUCUGCAAACAUUCCUUGAUCAGAGUGCUUCAGGUACUGGCUUGGCAUUUAUUGUGUUCACUGAGGCAGUGAUAGAGAUGCCAGGCUCUCAGGUGUGGGCCAUACUGUUCUUCAUCAUGCUCUUCAGCUUGGGUCUCUCCUCCAUGUUUGGCACCAUAGAGGGCAUCGUCACACCACUCAUUGACCUCAAAGUGGUGCCCAAACAGAUCCCUAAUGAACUUGUAACAGCGGUCGUCUGCUUGAUAUCCUUCUUGAUGGCUCUGGUUUUCACCCUGGGCUCAGGGAAUUACUGGGUGGAGAUCUUCAGCAGCUAUGUGGGCUCUGUGCCCCUACUCAUCAUUGCAGUCUUUGAGAUUGUUGGAGUGUCUUAUAUCUAUGGGAUGAAAAGGUUUGGUGAGGACAUUCUCUUUAUGACUGGGAGAAGGCCCAACAUUUUCUGGAGGGCUUGUUGGACAUUUAUCAGUCCUUUAUUGCUAAAAGGGGUGUUGAUUGCCUAUGUGAUUGUCCAGGCACAGAAAUACCCCAGCUACCCUGCAUGGAACCCUGACUACGAAUUUUUCCCUCAAACCCAGAUGAAGCCCUACCCAAACUGGGUAUUUGCCAUAAUUGUCCUCCUCUGUGUCCUGCCUGUGAUUUCCAUCCCACUGGUGGCUCUCUACAGACUGAUUUUAUGUGGACUGCAGAGGAAGUCAUCCAACGUCAGACCCAAUCCUUAUGUCAACGAUGGCUAUACCGGAGAAACCGCAUGA